Schistosoma curassoni is the source of this 156-nucleotide messenger RNA. The record is from the annotation of a GenBank genome assembly. Lineage: Eukaryota; Metazoa; Platyhelminthes; Trematoda; Strigeidida; Schistosomatidae.
AUGCCGGCUCAGUGGUCCAGUUGGUUAAGCGUUCGCGAGCAAGACCGAAGGCCCUGGGUUCGGAUCCCGCUCACGGGAUCGUGGAUGCGCACUGCUGAGGAGUCUCACAAUAGGACGAAACGGCCGUCCAGUGCUUCCAGGUUUUCAAUUGUGAUG